Messenger RNA from Akanthomyces muscarius, 231 nucleotides. RefSeq lists its product as uncharacterized. Bases 1 to 231 code for a protein of 76 amino acids. The transcript is spliced from 3 exons. Lineage: Eukaryota; Fungi; Ascomycota; Sordariomycetes; Hypocreales; Cordycipitaceae. The record is from RefSeq and is a predicted model, not a curated record.
AUGAAACUGAAAGGGAAAAAAAAGAUCUCCGUGCGAAGCGAUGGUGCGGAAAUGAAAUACCCCAACUGCAAGCAGGAAUGUGCCGUCUCGAGAAUGCAGUAUUAUGGAGCAAAUGACAAUUUAAGGCUUGCGAGAGAAGAUCUAUCUACCUCAAUUCGCGUGGACACAAGGGAAAUCGACCGGCCUCAAAAGAUUGGCAACUUUCUCAGCUUGACACGAACUCGCCAAUAG